CUUGCACUCCUCACUGUUGUCCUAUUCACCCUCCUAAAUAACCCCAUCUUUCAUAUACCCUUCGCAAUGGCCGAUUCCAGCGAGUCCCGGCCCGUCGCGCGGGUCACCAAGCCCGUCAGUGAGGCUCUGCUCAACGAGAAGUGGGACCGCGCUAUUUCCUCCGUGAUCAUCAAGUCUUCGCUCGGCCUGUCGUUCGGUGUUGUCUUCUCCGUUCUUCUGUUCAAGCGGAGGGCCUGGCCCGCCUGGGUCGGCCUCGGUUUCGGUGCUGGACGUGCUUGGGAAGAGGCUGAUGCUUCCUUCCGCCGCGGCGACUCGCCCGUCCGUGACGCUCUGCGCCGGUAGACCGUGCCACGGCUUAUCGUGUACGAUAUUUGUACAGGAGUCGGGAGAUGGGUGAAUGGGACCUAGAGAAGAAAGGAAUUCCGGAUCUGACCCAUGCUGCAACCUGACAGUGUGGACUGUUCGGGUGCCCUGCUCGGCAGUGUCUCCUUUCUCUUUAGCUUCAUGUCCUUCAAAUUCAAGAGUUAUUCCUUGAUAUGCAUUCAGCAAUAGACUACCUUCAAUU
Molecule: messenger RNA, 565 nt
Organism: Penicillium cinerascens
Lineage: Eukaryota; Fungi; Ascomycota; Eurotiomycetes; Eurotiales; Aspergillaceae
Product: MICOS complex subunit MIC10
Exons: 4
Coding region: 67-342 (91 amino acids)
Cellular component (GO): MICOS complex; mitochondrion; mitochondrial inner membrane
Source: RefSeq, a predicted model, not a curated record